Messenger RNA from Amoebophrya sp. A25, 1270 nucleotides. Lineage: Eukaryota; Dinophyceae; Syndiniales; Amoebophryaceae. The record is from the annotation of a GenBank genome assembly.
UCGCAAGUUGUAGAUCCUUGACGCUGCUGCUCCAAAAUUUUUAACAGUUAGAUGUCUAACUACACGAAGCUGAAAAGAUGUGGAGAAUCGCAAAGGGGUCCGAGCUUACGCAAGCGAUGGAGCGCAUUGGCCACGCCUACAACAAAUUCAAAGAGGAGGGAGAUGGCGAGGAGGAUUACAGAAGAUAGACGUGUUGUCCAUGCACGCGCUUGCGAAAGAGAGAGAGCACUGGUCGGCAGUACCGUAUGGAAGGUGGAUGGUGAGUUCAUUCGCUUUCCUUCAGUUGACGAUCAAACCAGAAAAAUUAUCGUCACUCACUAUUUUCAAGUCUCCGAAGGGAGUCGGCGGGAGCCACGUCCGUUUGAGUUGAGAUGUUUGGAAUUCAGAACAGUUUAUAUGUCGUCUGACGAGAGGACACUACGAAUAGCAUCAAUGAAAUUUGGAAUAUAUCCGCGGGAUUUAUUACAGGACUGGCAAAUUGAAUGUUGGGGAAAAAGAUUAGAAGUCGGGUUAUGCUAGUAGUGUCACUGUCGUUUCCUGCGAGGGAAAUUGUGCUCCGCUUUGCAUAUUGCAGGACGCUAGACUACAAAUAACUCUGGCACUUUCGACUGUGCCUUUACCCGUGAAUGGUGAGCACGCCGCUGCUACUACUUAAUGAUAGAAAAUGAACACGGACGCACGUCUUAUCCUAGGAAUAGUUCUACUGAAAAAAUGUCCCUUUUGAGUGAGAAUCUGCGCCAAUGGGCGCUUAGAUUUACAUGCAUUUUAGUUCUUCAUUUUCCGAUAGGGUUCUAAAUGUACAGCGGACAUUGUCAUGUUUUGUAUAUGAGGCAAAUUAUACAUAACCAGUUUAUGUUAACUCUUCAAAUCGUUCACUCGAAUAGGAUCGCAGCCGCCGAGCUCCUACCAAAUAAGACCAUCGUCAUACUAACAGUGAUAGAAGCGUUGUAGUUCGCGUGCACGUGCACCUUAGUGACCCUCUGUAUCUGAGCCUUCCUUCGGUAAAGGGAAUUGAAAGACUUCAGCGGUUCUUAUCGUAUUCACUCUUGUUUUUUUUCACGUAGUCAGAACUUUCAUGAAGAAGGACCCAAAGAGAGGCCGUAUUCUUUACUUCACGUGCUGACCUCCUAGUCGUAGCGUGGUCGUAGUAGUCGUUCGUUUUCUCCUCCUGAGUAGUCUCGCAUCGUUCCGAACCUCAACCUUUAUAUUGCCUUCUUGGCCGUCUGCCCAGAUAUUUUGUGCGAGGUUUUUCUUAUUUCACUGGUUUACU